UAUGGCACGCACACACACACUCACACACACACACACACCGGCAUCCGUCGCUCAAAGACGGAGAGAGCUCGUCGUGUCGAGAAGCAGACACGUUCAACUGGAUCCAUUGACCCAAACAUGCUUGAGAAAAUGUAAAAAUGCAGGUAAACCUCCCUCUCUCUCGUAUCAUUGGUGGUCAGCCAGCUUACACAGUCCACAGAAUACUGGACGUCCGUCGAGUACGUGGGUCCCGGCAGUAUCUUGUGGACUGGGAAGGCUAUGGUCCUGAGGAGCGCUCCUGGGUUCCUGCCAAAGACAUCUUGGACCCAAAUCUAAUUCGAGAAUUUCAUGCUCGCAAGCCCAGUCAUCCUGGAUGGAACGCCAGGAGUCGUUCCUAGAGGGAGGGGUCCUGUCAGAGCUUUUGCUUGAGAUGCUUUAUUUUGGCCACUAG
Molecule: messenger RNA, 430 nt
Organism: Puntigrus tetrazona (Sumatra barb)
Lineage: Eukaryota; Metazoa; Chordata; Actinopteri; Cypriniformes; Cyprinidae
Product: chromobox protein homolog 5-like
Exons: 2
Coding region: 138-377 (79 amino acids)
Source: RefSeq, a predicted model, not a curated record